GCUGUCCUCAACACUUCCUCAUUUGGCAGAAUUCAUGACUGGAAUUUCUCCAGACAUGGUCGGUUCCUGUGGCCCUGCUGGGCUACCUAGCACCACCUCCACUUGCCCAUGGUUCCAUUAUGUCAUGGAUUAUUUCAGUAACAUUGUUUUCUCUUCUUUCUAUUUGCAUAAUCUUAUCCCUAACGAGACUGAAAACUAGGAACAUGCCACUCCCAGGCUCCUUGGGACUUGACACAUCCUCCUGGGAUCAUCUCAGGAAGGGGACUGGCUGUGCAGGCACCAAGGAGGUGGUGUUGAUCUUUCUAUGCAGCCUGUUGGCCCUCAUUGUCCUGGCCAGUGCAGCUGAAAAGGAGAAGGAAACUGACCCUUUUCAUUAUGACUACCAGACCUUGAGGAUUGGGGGGUUGUUAUGUGCUGUGGUCCUCUUCUCCGUUGGGAUCCUCCUUAUCCUAGGUUGCAGAUACAAGUGCAGUUUCAAUCAGAAGCCCGGGACCCCAGGGGAGGAGGAAGCCCAGGUGGAGAACCUCAUCACUGCAAAUGCAACAAAACUCCAGAAAGCAGAGAGCUGAAUGAAGUGCAGCCCUCCAGUGGGAAGCCUCUGGAACCUGAAGGCAGCUGCUUGAACUUUUAGAUGCAAAUGUUGAUGCUUAAGAAAACGGCCACUUCAGCAACAAAUCUUACUCCAAGAGAAGCUAAGAACUUGUGUGUCCCCCCACACCCUUCCCUGUCCCCUCUAACACCAUUCCUCCACCUGAUGAUCCAACUAAUUAAUCUCUUGCCUCACCACUGCAGCCUGCAGGCUCCUCCAACUCCUGUGAUGUGUCUGUGUGUGUGUGUUUGCUGACUCUAGUGUUCAUGGCUACUUGUUCAUGGUUAUUACUGUUAGUGAACUGUGGACU
Molecule: messenger RNA, 899 nt
Organism: Chlorocebus sabaeus (green monkey)
Lineage: Eukaryota; Metazoa; Chordata; Mammalia; Primates; Cercopithecidae
Source: RefSeq, a predicted model, not a curated record